Fopius arisanus is the source of this 1456-nucleotide messenger RNA. It is a transcript of the gene ppl, whose product is annotated as pumpless. The coding region runs from base 215 to 733 and encodes 172 amino acids. Gene Ontology annotation, cellular component: mitochondrion; cytoplasm; glycine cleavage complex. NCBI's taxonomy places the organism in Eukaryota, Metazoa, Arthropoda, Insecta, Hymenoptera, Braconidae. The record is from RefSeq and is a predicted model, not a curated record. The transcript has 3 exons. Gene Ontology annotation, biological process: glycine decarboxylation via glycine cleavage system; protein lipoylation.
CGAAUUGAUAAGAAAGGUCGUGUGAUAGAACAACCGAAAAGACUAUGAACGUCUGUCAGUAUUUUCCCGGCAUUCAAUUAUCGUCAUUCGUUUGAGUCACGCGGUCGUCUGCGCUCCAAUUGCAAGGCAUUCGUUGUCUCGUGUCUCGAAGAACAACCAAACGCUCUAAAAUCAUUAUUUCCUCAAAGAAACAUUGAUUGUCAAUUGUUUAACAAUGGCACGACUGGUGAGUCAAGUUUUUAAACACAGUUUGAAACCAUUUUCGUGUGCACAAGGAUCGAAAAUUGGUAAUUGUCGAUGUAAAUUCGCUGGUUUCACGCAUGUGAGGAGCAUCGUCACCACAUCAGUCUUCAGGGCGGAGAAAUGGUUCACUGAGAAACAUGAGUGGGUGGAGAUAGACGGGAAAAUUGGCACUGUCGGCAUCUCAGAUUACGCACAGGAUGCACUUGGAGACGUUGUUUAUGCACAAUUACCUGAUGUAGGGACGGAAAUUAAACAAGAUGAGGAAGUAGGUGCACUCGAGUCAGUAAAAGCAGCCUCCGAGGUGAUAAGUCCAGUGAGUGGAAAAGUUGUGGAGAAAAAUGAUGCUGUUGAGAAUAAACCCGGCCUCAUUAACACCUCGUGUUACACCGAGGGUUGGCUAUUCAAAGUCGAGCUCUCCCUACCCGAUGAAAUAACGAAAUUGAUGAAUGAAAAGUCGUACGAAGAAUUCUUGAAAUCCGAUCCACAUUAACUGAUACGAGUAAUUAACUGAUUGCUGAUUACGAAGGCACAUUAGGGAUUAUUUAUUGGACAGAUCUGGAAAGCAAUACGGAGAGAUUGCCCUCAUUAUCUCCUCAUUUUUGAUAAAGUGUGUCACAAUUCAUCCAGCCUCGAGAAUUUGUGAUGAAAUAAUUCGCCACGACCAUCAUAAUCAUUCGAUUCUCUUUCUCACGACUCAAAGUCUUAUUAUUCAUUGCAGGAAUUUAAAUAAUUGAUAUAUUGGUCGAAAUGAAUAUUUGUAGGACGAUCCUAUCAUGUUUCUGUUGAUAAUAAAAAUUAUACUUACAGUGAAUUAAUUCAUUGAUUAAUUUAUAGCAUUUUAAUUCAAGAAUUUUUAAUUUUAUGGAAAAUAUUGAACAAAUAUUCUUUUUUCAUUGUUUUUAAAUAACAAGAAGAGUUGAGGAUUCUUUAAUCAUUCGUGAACAGGAGAAAAUGCAUCUCUGAUAUUUUUCAUUCUAUUUUGACUCUGUCUAAAAAAAAAUUCUAUCAAAUUGUAAUUCUUAGGAAGAAUAAAUCUUAAUUGAAAGUCUGUACAAAUAGUCUUGUCUAAGAAUUUGACUUCGCAACUGCUAUUCUGUAAGACGUCGAAUGAAAAAUAAUCGGAGAUAACGAUUUUUGAUAGAAAUAAACAAUCGCAAGGAUGAUCAUUAUCUUAUUAUGUUAAUAAUAAAGAUAUAUAUUUACAGUCAAUGAA